AUGUCUGCCAAUUAUUCUACAGUCCCUGCUGCGGCAGUCAAACAGCCUAAACCCUUCAUCGUGCAUCAUACCGAUGAGCAGUUACGAGAUUUCAAGACUGCUAUUGAAUCUGCCAAGCUCGGUCCAACUACCUACGAAAAUCUUCAACAGGACCGAAAAUAUGGAGUCACCUCGCUAUGGCUCCGCGAGGCCGUGGCGGCGUGGAAAGAAUUUGACUGGCGCAAGGUGGAGGGUCAAGUCAACCGGUUCCCCAACUUCACUGCUGAAGUUGAGGACAAUGGUGUCUCAUACACCAUACAUUUCAUGGCUCUCUUUUCCAAUCGGGAUGAUGCUAUACCUGUACUCGCUCUACACGGUUGGCCAGGGAGCUUCCUCGAAUUUCUUCCUAUUUUCUCUCGGCUGUCUGCCAAGCACAGUACCCAAGAACUCCCAUAUCACAUCAUUGGUGGUGAUGUCGGGAGUAAGAUCGCACGCGUCCUUGGUGGUACCUUUCCGAGAGCCAAGGCCAUUCAUCUGAACUUUUCGAUUAUGCCUGACCCCGGGAACAUCAACGAAAUCGUCUAUGAUGACUUGGAGCGUGAAGGUCUCAAACGCGCCGAGUGGUUCACCAAGUUUGGCAGUGCUUACGCUCUUUUGCACGCUAUCAAGCCCGCCACCAUCGGCCUAGCACUAUCCGCCAGUCCUGUCCCCCUCUUGGCGUGGAUUGGUGAAAAGUUUCUCGACUGGACUGAUGAUGAUCUGCCACUUGAUGCUGUCUUGGAGUCAGUUUCACUUUACUGGCUAACCCAGUGUUUCUCGACAUCGCUCUGGCCAUAUCGGCAGCUGUUUACGCCUGGUAAUAUUGGUGCGCAUGAGAAUCCGGUGUGGCAUAUUAAUAAGCCACUAGGAAUGUCUUGGUUCCCCAAGGAGAUUGCGCCAGUCCCAGAGGCAUGGACUGCGACAACUGGGGACUUGGUACUGUUCAAGAAGCAUAACAAAGGAGGCCACUUUGCCGCCAUGGAGCACCCGGAUGUUCUGUUAGCUGAUCUGGAAGAAUUCAUUGACAUAGUUAAGGCUUCGAUUUAA
Fusarium mangiferae is the source of this 1065-nucleotide messenger RNA. RefSeq lists its product as uncharacterized. Gene Ontology annotation, biological process: epoxide metabolic process. The coding region runs from base 1 to 1065 and encodes 354 amino acids. The record is from RefSeq and is a predicted model, not a curated record. Lineage: Eukaryota; Fungi; Ascomycota; Sordariomycetes; Hypocreales; Nectriaceae. Gene Ontology annotation, molecular function: epoxide hydrolase activity. The transcript has 3 exons.